UAGGUAUAGUAUAAGUGCACAUAAUGGAAACAAGAACCUUAGCUUCACGUGGCAUGGCUGUGACCCCUCAUCAUUUGGCGACUCAAAGUGCUAUAAGAAUUUUAAUGGAAGGUGGAACGGCUAUGGAAGCGAUGGUGGCUGCGGCGGCGACCAUUGCCGUCGUGUAUCCACAUAUGAACAGCAUUGGCGGUGACGGAUUCUGGCUUAUAGUCCCUCCCUGUGGAGAAUGUGUCGCAAUAGAGGCUUGCGGACCAGCCGGCAGUUUGGCUAACCACCAAUUCUUCGAAGGUUACAGUAAGAUUCCGUUUAAAGGCCCAAAAUCAGCAAUCACGGUCGCUGGAACUAUCGGUGGGUGGGAAGAAGCCUUAAAAUAUGUAUCCGAAAGUGGCUAUUCAAGGAUGUCUUUGUCUAAAUUACUUGCAGAUGCAAUCACGUACGCAGAAGAUGGGUUUCCUGUAUCGUCCUCGCAAAUACAAGCACUGCAGUCAUUCGGUUUUGAUGAAAACAAUUCUCAAGAAUUCAGGGACAUUUUUCUACCAAACGGAACAAUACCUACAGAAGGCGAAGUAUUUUGUCAAAGUGAUUUGGCGAAAACUUUGAAAGAUCUUUCACGAAAUGGCUUAAAUAGCUUCUAUCGAGGUGAAUUAGCGAAAUCUAUUGCCAAACAAAUGAAGCUAGUUGGUAUGCCUAUCACUGAAUCAGAUCUUGCAAGAUAUUCAGCAAUUAGGCGGACUCCACUUAAGUUGACUCACUCUCAAGGUGAACUUAUCAAUCUUCCGCCACCAACUCAAGGUGCAGUUUCGUUAUCUAUUCUCGGAAUGUUAGAUAAGCUGGGUAUCGACGGUCAACAUGAAGGUCAGUUCAUUCAUGCAACAGUAGAAGCAACAAAACAGGCUUUUGGUUUACGUGACCGGUAUAUCACAGACCCUCGUUACAUGACAGUCGAUGCCCAAUCGUUGUUAGCGUCUUCAGAAAUUACAAAAAUGGCUAGUCAAAUUAAUCUCAAUGAAGCUUCCCCAAGUGAGAAGGGAUUAGGCCAAAGUGAUACCAUUUGGAUGGGAGUAAUGGACAGUAAGGGAUAUUCAGUUUCAUUUAUUCAGAGCACUUACCAACAUUUUGGGAGCGGUAUUGUGAUACCUGGAACGGGAAUCGUGUGGCACAACCGGGGUAUUUCUUUCACGUUAAAGAGAAAUCACUUAAGGUCUUUAGUACCUGGUAAAAAACCAUUCCACACUUUGAAUCCUGCUGCUGCGAUAUUGAACGACGGUAGGGUUAUGAUAUACGGUACCAGAGGUGGUGACGGGCAGCCGCAAACCCAAGCCGCUAUCUUCCACAGAUACGUAAUCCAAUGUCUAAAUUUACAGAAAUCCGUUUCUGAUCCCAGAUGGGUGUACGGAUCAACUGUGGAAAGAAAUUUGAAUACCUUUUUAAAUCUGGAGAGUCGGUUUAGUAAUGAAACUAUUGAAUAUCUUAAAAAGCGAGGUCAUAAAGUUGUUAUUUUAGAACCCUUUUCGGAAAACGUGGGCCAUGCUGGAGCACUAGUGAGAUAUCCUGGUGGUAUUCUUGAAGGUGCAUAUGAUCCACGAAGUAAUGGGAAUGCGGUUGGUUUUUAACUUAGUGUCUAUUUAUGGUAAGCGUCCACAGAUCCGCAUCGUACGCAUAAGACAGAUUUUAGUAUUCUUUGUAUUGAAAGUCACACAAGUGCGUCUACUGAUCCGCAUCGUACGUAUAAUGACCAGUGAAAACCAGUUCAAUAAGCAGGUUUUUCAACCAGAGUGGAAUAGGAUUUUGUGAGAUAGGCUAAUGCGUUGUAGCCAUGAUUACGUUACCAUUAUUUGAUGUGUAUAGUUAACGACAACUCUAAUAAUAAUUUACAUCGGUAUAGGUACUCAAUUUAUAAUUAUUUAUUACUAGAUAUGAUAAUUAAUAAUUCUUUGAUAUUGUGUUUCCUACAUUCAACUUUUAUUUUUCUUAUCAGAAUUUAAUGACCAGUGAGUUUACUUUUCAGAAAGGAAUAGGGUAUUUUUGUACUAUGAUAUAGCCUAUAACCAUCUUGGCAAUUAUAUAUUUAUUUAUUUUUUAAAUUUUUGCCAUAUCUUUUAAAUAUGACCAAUGUUCUCCUUCCCUCUAACUAUAUAGUUGGAAAAUACUAAGUUAGUGGGUACGACAAUGCUCCAGCGGGCGAGGAUCGAACUGCGACCCCUCGAUGAUGAGUCCGGCCGCUUCAGUGUUGAGUUAUCGAUGCUACAUUUAACAUGUACCCCAUGUAAUGAUGAAUAUAAAAGAAUUAUUUUUAAAUGGUUGUAAAAACUUGGUUUCUCAUUGUAAUUUAAAUUUAUUUAAACCAUACGUUUUUUCUAG
Molecule: messenger RNA, 2361 nt
Organism: Bicyclus anynana (squinting bush brown)
Lineage: Eukaryota; Metazoa; Arthropoda; Insecta; Lepidoptera; Nymphalidae
Product: oxamate amidohydrolase proenzyme-like
Exons: 1
Coding region: 24-1613 (529 amino acids)
Source: RefSeq, a predicted model, not a curated record